This is a messenger RNA of Oryzias latipes (Japanese medaka), 2485 nucleotides long. It is a transcript of the gene syt4, whose product is annotated as synaptotagmin IV. NCBI's taxonomy places the organism in Eukaryota, Metazoa, Chordata, Actinopteri, Beloniformes, Adrianichthyidae. Gene Ontology annotation, cellular component: plasma membrane; axon; synapse. Gene Ontology annotation, molecular function: phosphatidylserine binding; SNARE binding; calcium-dependent phospholipid binding. Gene Ontology annotation, biological process: calcium ion-regulated exocytosis of neurotransmitter; vesicle fusion. The record is from RefSeq and is a predicted model, not a curated record.
AGGAUAGGGGUGUUGCCGCCUCUGAGACACUCAUCACUGAGUAACAGCAGCAGAGUGGGAACACAGCUUCCUUCUCUUUGGAUAUCACAAGGCUUUAAUUUUCUUGUUAUUAAAUUUUUAUUUAAGAAAAAAUAUUCUGCUGUAAUAUUCAACACCCUUUAAGAAAGAAACAGCUGGAGAUUCAGCUGAAGAGGAGAGCUCAUUGUAGACCCUUUCAGGACCUUGGACAGCGAUAAUGGCUCCAAUGAUGGAGAGCGGAGCUGAGCCCGUGGCAGUACCGGUGGGCGUUGCCGUAGUGAGUGUUUUUGGCCUCGUCUUCACUGUGUCAGCCUUCACUUGGAUCUGCUGCCAGCGCAAAAACACCAAAUCCCAAAAGACGCCCCCAUACAAGUUUGUGCACAUGCUCAAAGGGGUAGACAUCUACCCGGAAAGCCUGAGUGGCAAGAAGAAGUUUGCCGCAGCUGCCACCACAACAGUCAAUGACGCCGGUAAAACAGAUGUCAACGGAAACUGCCACACCACGCCAAUGAGUCCAUCAAGCACCAGUAAACUUGCAACAAGCCCAAACGGUUCCAGGCCGGCUCUGCAUUUGGACCUUGAGAAGCGGGAUCUCAAUGGCAAUUUUACCACCAAACCUUUUCACCACCACCAUCAGAAGGUGAGGUGCUCUCCAGAUCUGGAGCUGCCCUCUCCACACGCAGGGUUUACCCAACCUGGUGCGAUGGACCGCCAUGACCUCCCUUCACCAUUCAGCAACCUCUCCAGCCAGGCACCAACUCCAGGUGUGGAGAGAGCUCAUGUGGAGGAGAAGGAGAAUGGCCUGGGUACUCUCCACUUUUCCCUUGAAUACCAACAAGAAAAGAAGGCAUUCAUUGUUCACAUCAAGGAGGCCAAUGGUCUAUCUCCAACGGAUGAACAGUCCCUCACCUCUGACCCCUAUAUCAAGCUAACUCUGCUCCCAGAAAAAAAGCACCGAGUGAAAACCAGAGUCCUUCGAAAGACCCUUGACCCCUCUUUCGACGAAACCUUCAGUUUCUACGGGAUCUCUUUGUCCCGAGUGACGGAAUUGUCCCUUCACUUCAUGGUGCUGAGCUUUGACCGCUUCUCCCGUGACGAAGUCAUCGGAGAGACCCUCGUUCCUUUGUCUGGGAUCGACUUGUCAGAGGGACGCGUGCUAAUGAGCCGAGAGAUUAUCAAGAGGAACAUCAAGAAGUCUUCAGGCCGAGGGGAGCUGCUGCUGUCUCUGUGCUACCAGUCCACCACCAACACUCUGACUGUGGUCGUCCUCAAAGCUCGUCACAUUCCCAGAACUGAAAACAACGGGCCCACAGAUGCAUACGUCAAGGUGAACAUGUACCAUGGAAAAAAGCGCAUCUGCAAGAAGAAGACCCAUGUGAAGAAGUGCUCUCCCAACCCCGUCUUCAACGAGCUCUUUUACUUUGACCUGCCCUCCGAAGAGGGUCUGCGAGACACCAGCAUCGAGCUUCUGCUGAUGGACUCUGACAACUCCCGCUCCUCCAACGGUGCAAUCGGCCGCCUGGUCCUGGGGACGGCGGCGGCAGGCACUGCCGGCGAGCACUGGAGGGAGAUCUGUGACCAUCCGCGGCGUCAGAUUGCCAAGUGGCACGACAUGUCGGAGGAUUAGAAUGCUGCUAUGACCUGGUGCCAUCUGGAUAGCAUGAGACGUACCUCCUGCUGGACAGUUCUUUUUUUGGGGGGGGACUUUCAGUUGUGAAGGAGAGUGAACUUUAAAGAUUGGGUCAAAGGGUAGUGGCGCAUUCCAAGUGAUGUCAUUAACCAUUCACCUAUUAAUUCACUUUAAAGUCAUUGGGGCUCAGUUGGCAGGCGGGGCAUCACAAGGAUCACCGUAGAGCUUUACACAAUUCCAAAGACUGUCACCAGUAACAUGCAACAUCUCCAUGGCAACUAGCAGUUGUUCCUGUGGAGGUUUUGCAGUGCAGAAUGUCUUAAAUGUCUCAUUUUUUUCCUCUUCGAUUCUUUCUUCUGCUCUUCCUCUUAUAGAUAGCAACCUCGCGUGGAAAGCAGAACCAAACACAUCUCACAAUGCUGUAAAAAGUGUGGAAUAUUAAAGUUUAAUUUUUUUUUUUCCUUGCCGAUGUAGAUUUCUAAUGUAUGUUACAUUGAUUUAUCUUCUGGUUGUUGAUUUUGUAAGUGACGGUGGUAUUUCAUAUAUCAUGACUGAAGUCAAAUAAAGCCUAAAUUAGGUGGUAUGGGAUUUGAAGAGUGGGCUGAGUGCGUUGGAGACGGUAACUGUGUGUGUGUGUGUGUGUGUGUGUGUGUGUGUGUGUGUGUGUCUUUGGGGAGCAGUGUGUCCGCGCUGACACAGCUGUGCGACUGUGUGGGUGUGAGAUGUGAGCCGCAUUACGUUCAUCCUUGGUGUUUUGUCGCCGUUGCCGUGAGCACAAACACAGCUGUAAUGUAAAUGUACGUACCUUACUAUAAAAGAUGGCAAGUUCUGACAAAA